Loa loa (African eye worm) is the source of this 279-nucleotide messenger RNA. RefSeq lists its product as hypothetical. The coding region runs from base 1 to 279 and encodes 92 amino acids. The transcript has a single exon. Gene Ontology annotation, biological process: animal organ morphogenesis; cell differentiation; regulation of transcription by RNA polymerase II. The record is from RefSeq and is a predicted model, not a curated record. Gene Ontology annotation, cellular component: nucleus. Lineage: Eukaryota; Metazoa; Nematoda; Chromadorea; Rhabditida; Onchocercidae. Gene Ontology annotation, molecular function: DNA-binding transcription factor activity; RNA polymerase II transcription regulatory region sequence-specific DNA binding.
AUGUUAAAAGUUUUUUUUUUUUUUUUUUUUUUAAACAAAAUUAUAGAUGUAAGGGUACGAACAAGUGAAAAGUAUCGUAUGGUAUACACUGAUUAUCAACGAUUGGAAUUGGAGAAAGAAUUUCGUACCUCACAAUUUAUCAAUUCGGAACGAAAAUCACAACUUUCAUCUCAAUUACAACUUACCGAACGACAAAUUAAAAUAUGGUUUCAAAAUCGGUUAGUUUCUGUUUUUUCAUAUGAUAAGAAAUUUGGGAUACAAAUGAUAAUGCAUGUUUGA